AGGCUCGCUUGUUUUAUGCGAGGUCGUUUUGGGGGGUCGCGUUUAUGUGCGGCAUAGCAGCGCUGAUUCGCGUCCGCCAUGGACUUACGAGAAAUGAGUGUAUGGGUGAGGGGGAGGAUUGCAGAGGUUCCGUCGGUUUAUCUGAUGGGUCUUUGGAGGAAUGGAGCGCGACGCCGCCCGCGGGGUUGAGUGAGUUGGAUAUUUCGGAUUUUGCAUUGGAUCUUCGCCGACUGCUUGCGAAUCGCGGACGAGGCGGCUACGACAGCUUGCGCUUUUCGGUUGAUGAGAACAUGGGCGAGAGCGUACUGGAGGAGGGGGGAGAGGAAAAAAAAGUGGAGGUGGAAUUCCAUGGGUACAGAGAGUCGGCAGCACGGCCUUCAAUAACUUCCAGGCGUUUGUUGUCAUCAUGGGCAAGUCUAGACGGGAGAGAAUCGAGCAUAGAGGGCGCAUUGUUAUGGGACGGGGAAGAUGUUGGGGCGGAUUUUUUGGAGAGAAUUUCGCUUUGUGCUGCCGUCCAAGGUGGCAUUGAGCCGUGUGAAUUGAUUAGGCUUAUGUCUAGCGUUGAGGGUCCAUGGUCCAUGAUUUACUAUUCGAUGAGAGAGCGCGCUAUUUGGUUUGGGAGGGAUGCGCGAGGUCGUCGCAGUCUUUUAGUGGGUUCGGUGAGGGGUGACUCAGAUGAUAGGUUGGAGGUGAUAUGUGUGUCAUCUGUUGCGAUGCAUCGUGCCGGAUUGGCCAUAAAGUGGUCCGAUGUGGACACGAGGGGUUUGUACCGAUUUGACGUUUGUCAGAAACAAAUCAAGGUUUGCCCUUGGCCUGAAAAGGGUGGUUUGCGUUUUCGCAUUGAUUUAUGUAGGAGUGCUCAGCGUCCGAUGGAUUUGGAUCAGAGAGAGGUGAGUUUGUGUUCUCUAGUGGAUGAGUUACUUCGCCUUCUUCGUGAGUCGGUCAGGUUGUGCAUUUUUCCUCGAGGCGGAGCUCUGGCCUCUUCGAGCGAUUGGUCCGCGGAUGACGCUCACGCGGACGUCGCAGUGUUGUUCUCUGGGGGUCUUGACUCGACAAUUUUGGCCGCGCUUGUGGAUUUGGAACUUCCGUCUUGUCAUUCUGUCGAUUUGAUCAACGUAUCUUUCGGGAGCGAGUCCGAGGUCUUAGAGACGCCGGAUCGCCUAAAUGCCACGGACUCUUAUCGCGCGCUGUGCGCUGCAAGCCCAGAUCGUCCGUGGAGACUUGUACUGGUGGACGUUUCCAAGGAGGAGCUUCAGGAGAACCUUCCCCGCAUUACGUCUUUGGCGUAUCCAAGCGACACCAUCAUGGACAUUUCUAUCUCCGCCCCACUGUGGUUCGCGUCUCGAGGCUCGGGCGUAGCCGCGAGCGUUUCUUCCAAGCCGACUUGCGGCUGGGCGCCCUAUCGAAGUCGCGCGAGGACCCUGCUUGUGGGCACGGGCGCGGACGAGCAGUUCGGGGGGUAUGGAAGACACAGAGUCCAGUACCGGAAGAACGGGUGGGAGGGCCUCCAGAACGAACUAAACAAAGACGUCGCGAGACUUUGGAAGCGAAAUCUCGGAAGAGACGAUCGAGUACUCAAAGACCACGGGAGAAGGGUGUGUCUUCCCUACCUCGACGAGAGACUCAUGUCCUGGGUUGCCGAACGACAGUUGUGCGAUUUGGUCGACAUGGACUUGCCCCCUGGAGAAGGCGACAAGUAUUUGCUUCGCCUGUUGGCGAAGAGACUCAAGCUCGGCCCCGCUUCGACGCUUCCGAAGAAGGCGAUCCAAUUCGGCACCAACAUCGUCAAGCAGAUGCCGAGGGGGAGAGGAACAGAUGCAUUUGUGCUGUGAUUUCAGCGAUCAAAAAGUCCCUGACGCAGCUGUCGAAGCAGCAUAACGGUCCCUUUCAAAAAAAAAAA
Messenger RNA from Schistocerca gregaria, 1900 nucleotides. Its product is annotated as asparagine synthetase domain-containing protein 1-like. The transcript is spliced from 2 exons. The coding region runs from base 45 to 1832 and encodes 595 amino acids. The record is from RefSeq and is a predicted model, not a curated record. Lineage: Eukaryota; Metazoa; Arthropoda; Insecta; Orthoptera; Acrididae. Gene Ontology annotation, molecular function: asparagine synthase (glutamine-hydrolyzing) activity.